UUGUGUGGCGGUGUGUUUCCGGUUCUGACUCUGAGCCGAGGUGUCUGACUGACCGCUGAGAGCAGACUAGUGCAGUCAUCUGUAGUUUAGCUCAUUAGUUAAGUUAGUUAGAUUCGUCAUCAUGGCCAGAAGUGACAGUAGCUCGUACUUCAGGAGAUCCAGUCUGUUCUGGAUGAUGGUCGUCACGGCUUCUUUGAGCUUUUUCACGUGGACGGUGUUUUGGCCUCAGGACGUCCCGUACAGCAGUCUGGGUCCUCUGGGCGCUCUGGCCAAGCAUUUCGUGGACUAUCAUUAUCCUGUGAUGUAUUAUGGAUGGUUUCUGACGUGGCUCAUCCAUCUGUUCGAGGCUUUGUUUGCGCUGAAGGUCUGCAGUGAUAAAGGCAUCGACAGCUCGUCCACACGCUUGCUGUGGUUCACUCAGACGUUUCUGUUUGGUUUCGCGUCUCUGGGUCUUCUGAUCAAAUACAAGCCGGACGGCCGACCCAAACGCCAGUGACCGACACCAGAGCUCGUUUCCCAGCAGCACACUAACCUUUAUCUUCCAGAGGAUUCAUCAACCUGCAGGUUAUAUCUGAACAGUCACAUCCACCUCACUGAUUCUGGAACAGUCUUUCUCUAAAGGCUAAAUGUCACACCGAGGCCUAGUUUACCUGAUCCUGGUUCAGUGCUGAAGCUCUAUCAGCAGCACAGAAGAU
Molecule: messenger RNA, 695 nt
Organism: Carassius carassius (crucian carp)
Lineage: Eukaryota; Metazoa; Chordata; Actinopteri; Cypriniformes; Cyprinidae
Product: transmembrane protein 254-like
Exons: 4
Coding region: 122-496 (124 amino acids)
Source: RefSeq, a predicted model, not a curated record